AUUCAAUACUUGACAUAAGAUGGCGAAAAACAACAUAAGCCCGAGUAGCCUAUUCAUUUACGGUCCUUGACCAACUGCUCGAUGUAAAUGGUCUCUCUCUCCUUAUUUCUGGAACUUUGUACAAGCACCAUUCAGUUUUUAAUGUUCCGACAGGCCAAUCUUCAAACUUAAGCUACGGAAAGAGGAAGCUGUGCUCGACAGAAGACGCUAUCUUAUGGAAAUGACCGUUUUCGAGCUCGUGGUCGCCAAACAAUUGCUGUUAACGUGCUCAUUCGAGCGGCGAGGCGCAUACCGAGAUCCUGUGAUUUCAUUGCCAUGGUUACAGCGUUUCCACUGGUCGGGUUUUUUUUUUUUUCAUUAUUUCAUUCUGUAACAAAGCUUCAGUAAGCACACAAACUGGAAGGGGGGGGCAGGAUGAUGUCAUCCUUUUUGGUCACUGCCAUUGAAGAAGCUGGUGUGCAGCCUUUCUCCUCUUCAUCCGUCAUCACCUCAUCUUCACCUUCCUCGGCCUUGCGGGGGUCCGUCUGCUUAUUGGGACAACCCGCCGAAGCGCAAUUUGAGCUUCCAGGCACAAAACGGCCUCAAAUGUCAGCGGAGGCCCACUAAAGAAAGCCACCCAAAAUGCGCUAGGAACCAAGACGUAAGCAGCUUAGUUUUUUUAUUCAAUUUUUUAAUUCUCGUGGAUGAUGACCUGGCGGCAGUGUAGCGGGGCUGCCGCUGCCCGGAGAGAAGGAAGAGGAGGAGGAGCAGGAGGAGGAGGGCAGAAGAGGAGGAGACGCGCAGAAGGGUGUCGACGGUGAGCGGAGGCAGGGGUGGAGGAGAGGCACAGAAGGUGGGCGAAAAUAUCCAUGAGGCUUUUGAUGAGCUCGCAAUAAUGGCCGCUAAAUCUGACGGGGUCCUGAAGAUGAAGAAGAGCGACGUGGCCUUCACGCCCCUGCAGAACUCGGAGCACUCCGGCUCGGUGCAAGGACUCCACCCGGGCGGUCAGCCCGACUCGGCGGGCGCCGGGGACGCCGACUUCGCCAACGGGGAGUCGCGAUGCUGCGGCGCCGGCGGAGGCUCCAACUCGGCGUGUCUGCGCUUGGGCAGGGAGCAGGAACAGCAGCAGCAGCUCAAGUACACGCUGUGGGACUGCCUGUGGAUCGUAGCCGCAGUAGCCGUGUAUGUGGCCGACGUGGGCACCGACGUGUGGCUGUCAGUCGACUAUUACCUCCACCGAGACUACUGGUGGUUCGGCCUGACGCUCUUCUUCGUCGUGCUGGGUUCCUUCUCGGUGCAGCUCUUUAGCUUCCGAUGGUUCGUUCACGACUUCAGCGCGGAGGACGCGGCGGAAGCCGCCGCCGAUUGCUCGCACAUGGACGGCAAGAAGCUGCUGAGCGGCUCGGCCUCGCACGGCGACGUGAGCGCUCAGCAUCCUCCGACCACGCCGCAGAGGCAGGCGUCGACCGCCAGUAAAAACACUCCGACCAACAGCACCGGCAGCGCCGCCGCGGGCAGACGGACUCGGAAACGCUCGGCCUCAUACUCCGCGUGGAUGUGGUUUUCUCAGUCCCUCAUCCACAUCUUCCAGCUGGGCCAGAUAUGGAGGUACCUCCAUACCAUUUAUCUGGGCGUUCGGAGUCGUCAGAGUGCCGAGACGGAGCGCUGGCGUUACCACUGGAGGAUGAUCUAUGAGUUUGCGGACGUGAGCAUGCUGCAUCUGCUCGCCACCUUUCUGGAGAGCGCGCCGCAGUUGGUGCUGCAAUUGUGCAUCAUCAUACAGACGCACAAACUUCAGGCUGUGCAAGGUAUGACAGCGGCGGCCUCCCUGGUCUCCCUGGCCUGGGCCCUGGCCUCCUACCAGAAGGCCCUGCGAGAGUCUCGGGAGGACAAGAAGCCCAUCGCCUACCUGGCUGUCAUCAUCCAGUUCUGCUGGCACUUCUUCACCAUCGCGGCCCGGGUCAUCACCUUUGCCCUCUUUGCGUCCGUGUUCCAGCUCUACUUUGGCAUCUUCAUCGUGCUGCACUGGUGCAUCAUGACCUUCUGGAUUGUCCACUGCGAGACGGACUUCUGCAUCAGCAAGUGGGAAGAAAUUGUGUUUGACAUGGUGGUGGGCAUCAUCUACAUCUUUUCCUGGUUCAAUGUGAAGGAGGGGCGGACAAGGUGUCGCCUUUUCAUCUACUACCUGGUGAUCCUGCUGGAGAAUACGGCUCUCAGCGCAUUGUGGUACAUCUACCGCUCACCUCAGCCCACCGACUCCUUCGCUGUGCCGGCGCUCUGCGUCAUCUUCAGUAGUUUCCUCACAGGGGUGGUUUUCCUGCUCAUGUACUACGCUUUUUUCCAUCCAAACGGCCCGCGUUUCGGACACUCGGCCAGCUGCCAGCGCCUCGACCUGGACGCCGGCGCUCAGUUCUCCACGUUGCCCUCCGAGGGCGGAACCAAUUCCCUGCGCUCCAACCGGGGAGCCGCCGCCUCCGCCGCCACGUUGGAACGCGACGCCGGCAAAUACGCGGAGCGGGAUGGCUGCGCGCCGGUGUUUCAGGUCCGGCCCGCCGCGCCGUCCACGCCGUCGUCUCGCGCGGCCCGCCUCGAGGAGACGGUGGUCAAGAUCGAUCUCUGCCGAAACCGCUACCCGGCCUGGGAGCGCCACGUCCUCGACCGGAGUAUCCGCAAGGCGCUUUUGGCCAUCGACUGCUCGCCGACUCCUCCGCGGCUGCAGUAUAAAGAUGACGCCCUGGUGCAAGAGAGGUUGGAGUACGAAACCACGUUAUAGUGCUCCCGAAGCUCCACUCGCAAUCGGCCAAACCGACGGGGGCGACCGCAUCUUGCCACCCCGUCUGGUCCCUCCCCCCUUCUUUCUCUGUCCGCUCUGUGACCUCUCAGCGAAAAAUGGGCCCCGCUGACACGAUCGGUGGAGAGGCGACGCUGGUCACGAGCUCCUCUUGCGUUUGUUUGAUUUGGAUUGGAUUGUCUUGACUUGGGCUCGUCAGGGAAUCCGUUCCUGUGUGCUAUCGGAAGAGUCCAUCGCACGGAGCGUCGAAAAGCUCAAAGCCUCAAAAGAGGCGGGUGCGGCUGUUUGAUCCCAGGUUGGCGUGGGGUGAGGUCACCUAACUCGAGUUCAAAAUCAUCAGAUGUCGCACGUGUAUCCUGAAAUCACACUUGAAUUUCUGAGGAACACUUGGUUCG
Molecule: messenger RNA, 3165 nt
Organism: Hippocampus comes (tiger tail seahorse)
Lineage: Eukaryota; Metazoa; Chordata; Actinopteri; Syngnathiformes; Syngnathidae
Gene: xkr4
Product: XK related 4
Exons: 4
Coding region: 875-2752 (625 amino acids)
Biological process (GO): engulfment of apoptotic cell; apoptotic process involved in development; phosphatidylserine exposure on apoptotic cell surface
Cellular component (GO): plasma membrane
Source: RefSeq, a predicted model, not a curated record